UUUAAACCCGAAAAGUUUUUUUUUUUUGCACCCUAAAUGUUGUUUAAUGAAUGCUGAAAAGUUUGUUUUUAAAUUAGACCUUUUAUUUGUUUUUCAUUGUUUUGAGAAUGACUGGGGAAAUAACAAGCACACACAGGUUUGCUAGCAACAAAAGUUUGGAUCUCCAAAUGAUGGUACACAGUCAAGAGGUUCAGAACCUUCUGGGACCUCUUUCACUACUCUGCCACAUCAAUGGUGACAGGAUGACAGACAGGUUUAAGGUCAGAUCAGAGUCUUCAGCUUAUAAGAAGGAUAAACGCAUUCCAACCUCUUUGACUCAGUUGUGCGAACAGCUGGAGGAGAGAAUCAUCCAGAUAUCACAACAUUACUCCAUCUGCCAUGAAGACAGAGAGUCUCUGACUGCAGUGUUGACCUCUGAGCUGGGUCUGAUCUGGCAGAACCUGAAAACCCCAUCUGUGGACACCACACUGUCCCAGGAAGAGAAAGUGCAGCUGAACUGCCAGACCUUCAGUGAAGUGCUGCACAUCUGUGAGCAGCUGUUUCUUCACUACCUGCAGGUGACGAAAACUCUACAGAGGCGAGGUGUUUUCAGUGACUGUGCUAAUCGCAGAAGGGUGGCAGCUCAGCUCGCUGUGGACUGUACCAGACUCUUGAAUGUUCGAUCCGUAAGAUGCAGGAUUGUCACAGGAAUCAAGGCUGCACGGAAGGCCAGAACAAGUGCUGUUACACAGAAGAAGACACUACAAACAUGCUCUGAUAGCAUGGAGAGGUCCAUGAUGGGCACACCAUGGGAAAAAGCUGUGGAGGAUGACCUCAAGGAGAUUCAGGAGAAAAUCGGGGAGCUGGAUCUGCAACAUGUGUAUGAUCUCCUGCCCUGCCACAUGAAGCCAAUCUUCUAUAAGACAGACACACGGUGUUCCACAGCCCGCAUGGCCAGUAUACCGACACAAGAGCAGGAUCAGAGUUCCAGUCAAAACCGGUUGUUCAGAAUGAAGGGAUGUCAUUCCAUGCCUGACCUACAGAGGGAGACACUGCUGGAGGAGCUGGAGAUAAAGCUGCCGAAUCGGCCUCCAUCCCCAUUGGCCCUACUGUCCACAGAUCCUCCCUCCACCUUGGAGAAACACAUCAGUCCUGGGGAGGAUCUGAGGAGAUUAUUAAAAGAAAGCGAUUACAAGGAUGACAGUGUUUGUGAGACAGAUCUGUGCCCACUUAUAGAAGCCAGGAUCUGUUAUAAUUCUAGCAGACUCCAAAGGCUCAAACAAAGACUACAGAAAAUGGAGGAAGAAGAGGAAACAAAGCACAAAGUUCUUGUGGAGAAACCUUCACACACACAAGGAGACGUGGCCAUAGUGGCGGUUUCACCUCACACCAUUGUGCGCACAGCAGCAGCCAGAGCGUCCGAUAGGGUUCUCCCAGAGACCAUCAAACUGUACCCACCAGUCUACAAUGACCUCAAUAAAGAGAUCGAUUCAGCAUCGGUUACUCAGAUGGAUCGGAACUUGGUUGGAGAAAAUAUAGAAAUAAGCAAAGUCUAUGACGAGUUAUCCAAAAGUAUUUCAACAAAGUAUUUCAACUUUGAUGAGGACCCCAGGAUUGAGCCUGCUCUGACCAAUGCCACAUGCUGCUCAAAAAGAGUAAUGGAUGGCGAAUCAAUCAACCCAUCACUCAGGAAGCCCAGCCCAUACAGCAUAUCCCACAGAGAGAGAAUAAAGAGGUCUGAGAACAGAAAGAGGCCUGUGGAUGCGACUGCACGAGCGUACAGAGCUUGGUUUCAGUGGUGGAGGUGUCAACUAUCACUGGAUGAUUAUCUUAACUACAUUUCCAACCAGGACUCUGAUUAUCUGUCAGUGCUGUUUCACCUGUAUGACAGUGAUGAUGAAGAGGAUGAAGAGGCAGAGAGACACAAGCUGGCUCAGCUGCAGAGAGACAAGAGGAGAAGGAGGCAGCAGGAAAGGAUCAGUUUACUCAGGAGACGGAAACAGGAAUUUGUUCCUGGAUUCUGGAACAUCAACACCAUAAAUAUGGGAGGACUGGGGAGGGAACCAGAACUGGAUGGCAUACAUCCAGAAGAGGAAAUACAAGAUGCAUCUGUGGGAGGAGAGGAAGAUGAAGGUCCAGCUGCUGGUCUGCUGGAUGGAGAACAGAUGCAGGUCAGGCUGGAAAGGGUCUGGAACGCCCUGCGUCUGCCAGAAGGUCAGCGACUAGACAUGGCCAUCAAAUACAGCUCCCAUGAGUACAGGGACCAUCUGCAGGAGGCAAUUGCUGCAUGGGAGGCGGCUGCUCGUUUGAUCCAGAAGAGGGAGCUCUUGCUCUCCAGGUUGGAGGACUUUGAGAGGGAGGCAUCAGACCCCAACAGAUUUUUCCAGCGAGGUUAUCAUGGUUCAUCUAUCGCUAGAAUGGAGGAGGCAAGUCAAAGGGAGAAUCUCAACUCUCAGAUUUCAGUUGUAGACCAAGAACUGUCCAAGACUAUAGGGCACAUCACAACCCGUUUCAAUGACAGCAUCAGCUAUGAGGGCCGGCCGUACAGGGAGAAGAUGCGCUGGGACCGGACUGAGAUGCUGUACUGGCUGCAGCAGGAGAGAAGGGUCCAUUCACUGGAGAUGUUUGUAGAGGGACGGACGGCUCUCCCUAUUAGGCUUCCUCCUCUAAACCAAUGCCAGGAGCUUCACUCAGGCAGCCAUCAAACUCUCCACGAACAACCUCCAUCAGACUGCGAGAGAAAUGGACAAUUUUUGCAACACUGUGAAUUUUAAAAAUAUAUAUAUACUCAUGUAAGCCAAAUACUGGCAAAUAAAGCAAGAUCUGUUCGUUUUUA
This is a messenger RNA of Rhinichthys klamathensis goyatoka, 2815 nucleotides long. RefSeq names its product coiled-coil domain containing 87 (gene ccdc87). Bases 108 to 2753 code for a protein of 881 amino acids. The record is from RefSeq and is a predicted model, not a curated record. NCBI's taxonomy places the organism in Eukaryota, Metazoa, Chordata, Actinopteri, Cypriniformes, Leuciscidae. The transcript has 19 exons.